Zychaea mexicana is the source of this 813-nucleotide messenger RNA. Its product is annotated as RF-1 domain-containing protein. Lineage: Eukaryota; Fungi; Mucoromycota; Mucoromycetes; Mucorales; Lichtheimiaceae. The record is from RefSeq and is a predicted model, not a curated record. Gene Ontology annotation, molecular function: translation release factor activity. The coding region runs from base 24 to 503 and encodes 159 amino acids. The transcript is spliced from 2 exons. Gene Ontology annotation, biological process: translational termination.
CUCCCCCUUUCCCCCAAUAAGAAAUGUCUUUUUUACUACAGCAAUUUCGACGUCUCGUUCCAUCCAAUCGUGUACCAUUACUAUGGCAACGCUAUGUUACCGAGGAAGCAGUCAAACGAGAACGACAGAAAAUUACUCUGAAUGACAGCGACCUGAUUGAAAAGUUUGUAAAAGGAUCAGGUCCUGGAGGACAAUGUGUCAACAAGCGUGUCAGUUGCGUGGACCUAAGGCAUAUUCCAACAGGCAUUCGUGUGCAGUGCCAACAGACUCGAUCACUCGAGAUAAACCGCCAUAUUGCCCGUAAAUUGUUAAAGGACAAGAUUGAUGAAGUAAUCAACGGUGAUCUGAGCAAAUAUGCACAAAAGGCUGCAAAGAUUAACAAGGCAAAGGCACGAAAGGCACGGCGAGCUAAAAAGAAAUAUGGAAGUAAAGAUGAAAUUGCUGACGGACAACAAGUCGGCGAUGGCGUGAUCGAUCCAAGCGAAACCGGCAGUGCAGCAUAAGAUGACGCUCUUGUACAUAUAAUACCCUUUUGAAACGGUUGGAUGUUCCACCGGCCUUCUUCUUGUACAUAUUAUAUAUUAUAGAUGACCCAUACUGUUAUGAUCCGAGUAAUUUGCGUGGAUGAUGCACAGAUGAUGCACACUAUUAUAUGUAAACAUAAUAAACAGAAACACCCUGAUAACCUUAAUGCUUCUCUAUAUAGCGCAUAUUCUUUUCUGUCCUUUAUUUACUAACUAGCAGAAAAAAGCAACCACACCCUGAGUAUUCCUAACCCACAAACUCGAUAAAAGCACGCACUGCCAAAUAUGG